AUGGACAAACGGAUUACGCGUUUCGUCAUACCUCUCUGUUGUACAUCAAAUGGAGAUGGGAGUGCUCUCUUUAUUUCUGCUGCUUCUAUGUUUAUUGCAAAGUUUUCGGGGUAUACUCUGACAUUUGGUAAUGUCAUAAUCAUAGGAAUUUUGACGGCUUUUUCAACACUUUCCUUACCAGCAAUGCCGAGUGCUAGUAUUGUGGUUGUAGUUAUGGUACUCUCCGCCAUUAAUAUUCCAGUCCACGAGGUUCCUAUGUUGUUUGCUGUUGAAUGGUUUCUCGACCGCCUCAGAACAGGAGCAAAUGUUGAGAGUCAUUUUGUCUGCGCUGCUAUCACAGAUCAUUUCUGUCGACGAAAAUAUCCAUCAGAGGAGGAAGAUGUCAAAAUCUAUCCAGAACCAGAGAUGGAAAUGAUUGUACAGUCAGAUAAAGAGGAUACUAUCUGCAAUGUUUAAUUUCUUACUAUACCUUCUUCAAACAAAUAGCACUUAUAUCCAGUACUGACUUUAAUAAGAUCUUUGUUUAACCUUUUAAUACAUUCAUAUAUUUAUCAAUAGAUGCUUACUUUGAAUGUGCAGCUGAAAAGAAACACAUAUUACAAUAGUAACAAAAGAAAAACAGGUUUUCUUUCUUCAAAUGUCAAUGAGUGAAUUAUGAGAUAUGAAACAUAUUAUUUUACUGAAAACGUAUACUAAUUUUUUUUUAGGAAUAUGUAUUGUUUAAAAAGAUUUUUUAUAACUAACAAAGCAGUUUUAAA
Saccostrea echinata is the source of this 758-nucleotide messenger RNA. Its product is annotated as excitatory amino acid transporter 1-like. Bases 1 to 456 code for a protein of 151 amino acids. The record is from RefSeq and is a predicted model, not a curated record. NCBI's taxonomy places the organism in Eukaryota, Metazoa, Mollusca, Bivalvia, Ostreida, Ostreidae. Gene Ontology annotation, cellular component: plasma membrane. The transcript is spliced from 3 exons. Gene Ontology annotation, biological process: L-glutamate transmembrane transport. Gene Ontology annotation, molecular function: neutral L-amino acid transmembrane transporter activity; glutamate:sodium symporter activity; L-glutamate transmembrane transporter activity.